This is a messenger RNA of Heteronotia binoei (common prickly gecko), 2058 nucleotides long. It is a transcript of the gene POGLUT2, whose product is annotated as protein O-glucosyltransferase 2. Gene Ontology annotation, cellular component: endomembrane system. Gene Ontology annotation, molecular function: glucosyltransferase activity; protein binding. The record is from RefSeq and is a predicted model, not a curated record. The transcript has 10 exons. Bases 381 to 1889 code for a protein of 502 amino acids. NCBI's taxonomy places the organism in Eukaryota, Metazoa, Chordata, Lepidosauria, Squamata, Gekkonidae.
AGAACUUCCGUGGGACCAAGCAUCCCUUCCCCGCCCCUCUGGCGCUCGGCAGUCGGGUUCAAGCGAAGAUGCUGCUGGAAUAGGCGAGAGUGAGAGCGGGCGACGCCAGCGGGACAAAGGAACGGGGCAGGCGCGCUCCGGCGCUUUCCUUCCUCUCUUCCUCCAUGGGAAUCGCGCCCAGCCAAAGCGACCUUUCGCCGUGUCGUGCCUGGAGGCAGAUGAGCGUAGCCCAGCUUCCCCCUAAGGACAGAUGAGAUGCAGCCCCGAAGAAAUCCCUGCUGCUGAGACCCGCCUCCCCCGUUGUACUUACAUCGGUUUCUAACGGAGCCCUUCCCCACCCCAUUUAUUCUGCUGUAAUUCUGAAGGGGGAAACUCUGUAAAUGUUUAGCCUUUGGCUGACUUGCUGCUUGCCUUGGGGGACAAUUCUUCUGGUGCUUUGGGGACCGGCUGGAGGAAGCCAGCUCAGUCCGGAGGAUACUUUAGUAUGGGGACCCGGUCUCAGAGCGGAUGUGGUGCUGCCUGCUCGGUAUUUUUAUGUCCAGGCUGUGGACGCUGAAGGGAAGAGGUUUACUGUCUCUCCAGGAGAAAAUGCAUUUCAGGUGAAGAUCACAGCUCCAGAUGAGCAGUUCACACGGGUAGGGGUGCAAAUAUUGGACAGGAAAGAUGGCUCCUUCAUUGUGAGGUACAGAAUGUAUGCAAGCUACAAAAGUCUGAAGAUUGAGGUUCAAACCAAAGACAAACACAUUGCCAAAUCUCCAUAUAUCUUAAAAGGUCCUGUUUAUCAUGAGAACUGCGACUGCCCUCAGGAAGACAGUGGUGCUUGGCUGGAAGAGAUGAGCUGCUCUCAAAUCAUUCCACAAACCCAGAGAGACCUGGCCCAGUUUUCUGCUGUAGAUCCUGAGAAGAUCGCCCAAGAAAUUCCACAACGAUUUGGCCAGAGACAGAGCUUGUGCCAUUACACCAUAAAAGAUAAUAAGGUUUAUAUAAAGACCCAUGGGGAACACGUCGGCUUUAGGAUUUUCAUGGAUGCCAUCCUUCUUUCUUUGACUAGAAAAGUAAAAAUGCCUGAUGUAGAAUUUUUUGUCAAUUUGGGAGACUGGCCUUUGGAGAAGAAGAAAUCCUCUCAGGGCAUUCAUCCCAUAUUUUCUUGGUGUGGAUCUGCUGACUCAAAAGAUAUCGUAAUGCCCACCUAUGACCUGACAGAUUCUGUUUUAGAAACAAUGGGCCGAGUAAGUCUGGACAUGAUGUCUGUUCAAGCGAACACUGGGCCACGGUGGGAAGAAAAGAACACUACGGCAAUCUGGAGAGGUCGAGACAGUCGUAAAGAGAGGCUUGAACUGGUGAAGUUAAGCAGAAAAUACCCUGAAAUAAUUGAUGCAGCAUUUACCAACUUCUUCUUUUUCCAGCAUGAUGAAAGUCUGUAUGGCCCCAUUGUGAAGCAUAUAUCCUUUUUUGAUUUCUUCAAGUAUAAAUACCAAAUUAAUAUUGAUGGCACAGUGGCUGCAUACCGGAUGCCUUAUCUUCUAGCCGGGAACAGCGUAGUACUGAAGCAGGAUUCCAUCUACUAUGAGCAUUUUUAUAACGAGUUACAGCCGUGGAAACACUACAUUCCAUUUAAAGAUGACCUGAGUGAUCUCUUGGAAAAACUGCAGUGGGCCAAGGACCAUGAUGAGGAAGCAAAGAAUAUAGCAAAAGCGGGACAAGAGUUUGCAAGAAAUAACCUCAUGGGAGACCAUAUCUUUUGUUACUACUUCAAACUUUUCCAGGAAUAUGCCAAGCUACAAGUGAACGAGCCAAAAAUUAGAGAAGGCAUGGAGAAAGUGGAGCAGCCCGAUGAGGACCUCUUUCCCUGUAAUUGCCACAGAAAAAAGGUCAAAGAAGAACUUUGACAGGCAGAAAAGAAAAGUUUCUCGUGAUCUUUGCUUGUCUUUGGAUUUUAGAUACCUUCAAAGGAUAAUAGAAAGACAAGGUGGGAAAUAGUCUGAAUGCCUUCUGUUGUGCAGUAUUAUGACCUUUUCUUUUAUAACUUUUUAUAAAAUAAAUAUACUUUCCAUAAAA